Populus euphratica (Euphrates poplar) is the source of this 2198-nucleotide messenger RNA. Its product is annotated as peroxisomal membrane protein PEX14. The coding region runs from base 522 to 1961 and encodes 479 amino acids. Gene Ontology annotation, molecular function: signaling receptor binding. Lineage: Eukaryota; Viridiplantae; Streptophyta; Magnoliopsida; Malpighiales; Salicaceae. Gene Ontology annotation, cellular component: peroxisomal importomer complex; peroxisomal membrane. The transcript has 12 exons. Gene Ontology annotation, biological process: protein import into peroxisome matrix, docking. The record is from RefSeq and is a predicted model, not a curated record.
AACCAAAAAGAAAAAAAUAGCAAGUGAUAGGAGAAGAACUCCGAAAUGAGCAAAAACUGACUGACUGACAGAUAGACACCAUUAACGUCAUAUCUUUGUAUUCAUUAUCCUUCACAAGUCUUGAUUCUUCCUUUCUCCCAUUCUCUUCAUUUAAUUUUCCUUUUGGUUUCAAAAUUCAGUCAACGGAGGAGGUUUGAGAAUGGCGACUCAAUCAUCGGAACCUUCUCCUGCAAAUCCUGCCCAUCAAAACCCAGUGUCUUUUGUUUAUGGAUUACUAUUCAAAGAUGAUUGGUGUGAAUGGUUAUGUGCAACUUGAAUGAUUUGGGAGACGACCAAUGGGUUAUUUGUUUACAGUGUCAAAAUCACUUCAAAUUUAGGAUUAUAUUAAGCAUAUGGUAAUGGUUUCUUUUUUUAUGCUUUGAGCUACAGAGAAUGUACAGCCAACAACUGGGGUUCAGCAGGGUGCUGGGGCUGAGGCUAUCAAGCAAAGUCCUCCAUCUGUCUUUGUGAACUCAGAACCUAUGCGAGAGGAACAAGUGCAGAAUGCUGUGAAGUUUCUUUCGCACCCAAAAGUUAGGGGCUCUCCUGUUAUGUAUAGAAGAUCGUUUCUUGAGAAGAAGGGCCUCACUAAGGAAGAGAUAGAUGAAGCUUUUCGGCGUGUGCCGGACCCAACCCCAAACACACAGGCAACCAGUUCUAGUCAAGCAGAGGGUCAGGUGAAAGCAACACCGAAUGCUCAGCCACCAGCCCCAGCACAAACCCUGCAACCUGUAGCAGCUGCUCCUACUGGUGUCAUUUCUACAAUGAGGACUUUGACUCAACAUCAAUUUAACUGGCAUCAUGCUGUUGUUGCUGUAGGACUGCUGGCAGUUUCAGGUGCUGGAACAGCUGUGUUAGUUAAGAAAACUAUUAUUCCCAGGCUGAAGUCUUGGAUACGCAAGGUUGUGUUGGAAGAAGAAGAUGACAGCGUGAUGAAAACUAAUGCAAAGCUAAGUUUGGCAGAAGAAGCAGCGGCAGCUGCUAAAGCAGCAGCAGCUGCAGCUGCUGAUGUUGCAAGAGCGAGCCAGGAAAUGUUGAAUUCGGAAAAUGAAGAGAAGAGAUGCUUCAAGGAAUUUAUGAAUAUGUUAGAUGUGCAAGUACAGGAAAUGAAGUCAAUGAGUACUGCUAUACAUAGAUUGGAAGGACAAAUAGAUUACCGUGCAAGAAACUCUCUUGCUGAUCAAGAAGAUUAUAGAGCCUCAGUGGCAAAUCCAAAGCAAACGUAUACCAAUGGCAAGGCAGAGUUUGAUUUGCGUUCAGGGAGAUCUUCAUCACAGUCCAUGUCUGCUCAAGCCUCUGUUGCAGCACACCGAAAGUCAUAUAUGGAGAUAAUGGAGCAGAGAGGGGAGAAACCUGCCAAUAUCAGAGAUAUCAAUGAUCAACUACCCAACCCUUAUCAGCAAAUUUCAAAUCCUCGCAUAGCAUCUAUAACAAAGCCCUGGGAGGUUGGUCGAGCUCAAAACAACUCAAGCCAAGUGCUUGAGUCUCAAGUGGGCAGAGAAAGUUUGAAUUCCAAUGUACAUGACAGUGGUGUUGAUCAGUUGGAUGGCAAGAGCAUGGAACCCCGUUGGCAGCAGAAAAAUGCCAGAAUCACAGAGAUAGAAAAUGGAGAUGAAACAAAAGCUGGACCUUUUGGUGUACAAACCAGCGAGCAACCAGUUAGGCGUGCAUGGGUCCCUCCACAGCCACCCCCAGUCGUGAUGCCUGAAGCAGCUGAAGCCAUCAGACGACCAAAACAAUCAAUUCAGAAAGAACAGUCAGAAGAUGAUCAAUCUGUGUCUCAUCCAAUAGACACAGCUGAUGAGCUGCAGAGGAUAACAAAAAUAUCAGAAUCAGGAGGUGCAGUGGAGAUUAAUGGUGGGGGGUCAGUGCUGAACUCAAGUGAGAUACAGGAGGAGCAAGAACAAAUCCAUGAGAACUAAAGCAGAGUUUGAUUUGCAUGAUCUAACCGAUCCAAGGUACAUUUUUGUGUUUGAAAAAACUGCCUGAGAAUACUUCUGAUCAACAUGGGACAAUCAAUUUGAUUCCACAUGUAAUUAUGUGUCAAACUUUACUCUUUUAGACUGUACCCGGAGUUCAUUUUCAUGAGAAUAAAGUUAUGAAUACUGGUCUAUGUUUUUGUACAAUUGUUGUGUGGUUAGUGUUUUGUACUGCACUCC